AAUUCCUCAUCUCCAGUGGAGUCUAUGGAUUGUAUGGAUACAAUGGAAGAACAGAGAGUUCAUAGCCCUCCAGCAUCCUUAGUUCCCAGAAUCCAUGUGAUCCUGGCACAGAAACUUCAACACAUAAAUCCGUUGUUGCCUGCUUGCCUUAAUGAAGAAGAAAGCAAGAGCUUUGUUUCUAGUUUUAUGUCUGAACUAUCACCAGUUAGAGCAGAGCUUCUUGGCUUCCUCACUCAUGCCUUUUUGGGAGACAGCUUGGCUGCCGAAUAUGUUAUAUUACACCUCAUUUCCACAGUCUAUGCAAGAAGAGACGUUCUUCCUCUAGGAAAAUUCACCCUGAAUUUAAGUGGCUGUCCAAGAAACAGUGUCUUCACAGAGCAUGUAUACCGUAUUAUUCAGCAGCUUGUUCCUGCAUCAUAUCGCUUGCAAAUGACCAUAGAAAACAUGAACUGCUUAAAGUUUAACCCACACAAGGACUACACAGCUAAUCGUUUAGUCAGUGGAGUACUACAGCUGGCAAACAAUACCUCUUUUGUCAUAGAUGAAACCCUGCUGGAGCAAGGACAGCUUGACACAAAAGGUAUACACAAUGUGAAAGCACUGGGCCACCUGAUAACUUGGCAAAAGGUGGAUUAUGACUUCAGUUACCAUCAGAUGGAAUUCCCAUGCAACAUUAAUGUCUUUAUCACCUCAGAGGGCAGAUCACUCCUCCCGUCAGAUUGCCAAGUCCAUCUACAGCCAGAGCUCCUUCCCCCUAAUAUGGAGGAGCACAUGAACAGCCUUCUCACAGCCGUGCUGCCAUCAAUCCUCAACAAGUUCCGCAUCUAUCUAAGCUUGUUGAGACUGCUGGAUUAUAGCAUAUCAGAUGAAGUCACAAAGGCAGUAGAAGAUGAUUUUGUAGAAAUGCGUAAAAAUGAUCCUGAGAGUAUAACAGCUGAUGAUCUUCAUAGGACUCUGCUGGUAGCAAGGUUCCUUUCUCUCAGUGCUGGGCAGACAACACUAUCAAGAGAGAGGUGGCUAAGAGCAAAGCAGUUGGAGGCACUACGUAAAGCUAGAUUACAGCAGCAAAAAUCUGUAAAUGGAAAUGAACUCUAGGACUACAGUACCCAUGUUGCUUACAAGACUGUAAACCUGCCUAAUAUUUGUAGAACUGAUAUGAACAGAGCUUAUGUUUAUACUGGGUUUUGUAGAUAAUUUAUAUCAAAGUUAUGGCUGUAUUCUCAAAUGAACCCAAUUUAUGGUGUUCAGCAGAUUAACACUGAUAAAUUUUGGAGCUUGUUUUGUAACCGAACUAGCAACUAUGGAAAAUCUGUUUGAUAUUAAAGAUUUACUAUAAAAAUGAUGUCACACUUUUACUAAGAAUGAUUAUUAUAACAGAUAAACAUUUUAUGGCAUUAAUACACAUAACAGAUUUUAGUGGGGUUGGUCUUAAAGUUCCACUAGAAAGUACAAUUAGUUGAAAAUGGCUCCUCCACUUACAAUUGGUUCCGUAAAAGAUCAGUACUUUUCAUCAAGUUUAGCUGUGUGAAUAUGUCCUAAACAUUUAUACAUUUAGUAAUUACUAUUUACCCUGAAUGUAAACGUGUAAAAUCAGUGUAGAGUUACCUGUGUCAUCUUUGUCAUCUUUAAGAAUAUCAAAAUGGAGGUUGUAUUUAAUGUGUAUGUUAUACCUACUGAUGUCAGCAUUGCUAGUUAACAGUUUAAAGUGCUGGGAUAACAUUUAA
This is a messenger RNA of Python bivittatus (Burmese python), 1724 nucleotides long. The record is from RefSeq and is a predicted model, not a curated record. NCBI's taxonomy places the organism in Eukaryota, Metazoa, Chordata, Lepidosauria, Squamata, Pythonidae.